Molecule: messenger RNA, 1122 nt
Organism: Anopheles gambiae (African malaria mosquito)
Lineage: Eukaryota; Metazoa; Arthropoda; Insecta; Diptera; Culicidae
Exons: 2
Coding region: 295-1122 (275 amino acids)
Source: RefSeq, a predicted model, not a curated record
GACGCAUACCUUUUAUCUUCAUAACUGGCGCAGUCGUAAAGUGAACAAGCAUCCUUUCUCAUCCCGGUUUAUCCAUCCCUGAGAGCAUAUCAGCGGAGUUCCAGAGAGAAUCAAAGCGAAGGACACAAAUUGCUCGAGAGCGGAGUGCGUACAAGCACGGAAUUUGCUGAGAGACAGCGUACCACCUACGAACAAAAGAGAAGAGACUACAUCGACAGACAACUACAAGCACAAACAAAGCGUGUAAGUAGAGUGACACGAGUGACAUAAAAAGUGCAAAAUCCACCACACACGAUGAAUCAAGAAAAUAAUUUCACCCAAGAAGAGCUCUUCGAACACAUAAGGCGUUUAACCGAUACACAGAAUAGCCUAGUCGAAGAAAUGAAUAAGAUGAGGGCGGUUGUAAAAGACGAUCCAAUGCUUUCCUUUAAAACGCCAGAUCCUAUAAAAAAUUUACCAAUAUUUAAUGGUAACAAAAACGAGACACAAGCUUGGAUAGAAGAUACCGAAGCAACGCUUAAUCUAUUUGACACCUAUAAGGGCACACAAACGUACGAACUUAUUGUUCGAGCAGUGAAGAGCAAAAUAUUAGGAGAAGCGAGAGAAGCUUUGAUAGCUGCAGGGAACUUUAACACGUGGCCAGAGAUAAAAGAAACGUUACAGAAUUGCUUCGGUGAAAAACGAGAUCUCACGUCAUAUGUUCAAUCACUUUUUUACGAACAACAAGGGAAUAAAACGCUAACGGAGUUUUAUCAAACCCUAAAAAAACUCGAUACACGCAUAAAAUCUGUAACUGCAAAUACCGAAGAUUACAAAGAUCCCAGCCAGGCAAUGAAUAAGUUCAUUAGCUUACUAACACUAACGCGUUUUGUCGAUGGACUAGAUGGUCCACUAGCGUCGCAUGUUAGAAGCUGUAAACCGAUAAAUUUGGAUGAGGCUUUUUCAGUGCUAAAAGAGUACACGAACGCGGCGUAUAGAAAGAGUUUAACCGGUUCACUCGAACUAGAAGAUGCCAACACACUUGACGAUAUUGUGCUAGCAACGGUAGUAGGCGGAGUAUCCGUAGAUUCUUCACCAGACGACAUGACCGAGGGUAUGGUACUCUCGCUGUUGUCAACAUAA